GAUUCCCUGGCUGUGGACAGAGGGAGUGUGUGCGAAAGUUCCUGCGCGCCACGUGAUUUUUGUGCGGGUUUUGGGGUAAGUGGAGGAGUGAGGGCGCCCCCUUUGUACUAAGCAAGCCAUGGAGCCCGCCUGUUUCCUCUCGUCUCAUCCUUUUGAUGACAAUAUGAUGAGCUCGGAUUUGUACAAGCCUGCGCCGGCUACGAUCGCUUCACCCAAGUCCAACCCGGUAGAGCAGCCUAAACCGGUUGAGCCCACCCGAAUCAUCAUCGACCCAGUAACCGGCAGGUCUUAUAGCAAAGGCCGUCUGCUUGGCAAGGGGGGAUUUGCAAGAUGCUAUGAAGUGACAGACCUCUCAAGCAACAAGACCUAUGCAGUGAAGGUUAUUCCUCAUAGCAGAGUGGCUAAGCCACACCAACGGGAGAAGAUCAUCAAUGAAAUUGAGCUGCACAGAGACCUGCACCACAAACACAUUGUGAAGUUCUCACAUCAUUUUGAGGAUUCAGAGAACAUCUAUAUCUUCCUUGAGCACUGCAGUAGAAAAUCUUUGGCACAUAUCUGGAAAUCCCGACACACUCUUCUGGAACCCGAGGUCCGAUAUUACCUCAAGCAAAUAAUCUCUGCCUUGAAAUACCUCCACCUUAAGGGCAUCCUGCACAGGGAUCUGAAAUUGGGUAACUUUUUCAUCAAUGAAAACAUGGAACUGAAAGUUGGAGACUUUGGUUUGGCAGCCCGACUGGAGCCGGUGGACCAGCGAAAAAAGACUAUCUGUGGUACCCCCAACUACCUUGCCCCAGAAGUGCUCCUGCGACAAGGGCAUGGACCAGAGUCAGAUGUGUGGUCUUUGGGCUGUGUCAUGUACACUUUGCUGUGUGGGAACCCUCCUUUUGAGACUUCUGAUCUCAAAGAGACCUACAGGUGCAUCAAGCAUGUUACAUACACAAUCCCAGCAUUCCUUUCCAUACCAGCCAAGAACCUGCUCAUCGGCAUCUUGAAACGCAACCCCCAUGAACGCUUCACACUGGAGGAAAUCUUGGACCAUGAGUUCUUCACCAAAGGGUACAUACCUGAUAAACUCCCACCCAGUAGCUGUGUGAUGGUGCCAGAACUGAACCCUCCCAACCCUGCCAAGAGCCUGUUUGUAAAGGUCACAAAGACGCUCUUUGGGAAAAGGAAGCCCAAAGUUAAGAAGGCUCCUUCUGAAGACAAAGAUGACAUUUCCAAGUUGGUAACAGGUCUUGUGAAGACCUCCAUCUGUAGGCAACUGAGUCAUAAAACUGUGGAAGGGAAUGAGGUCACUCCCUUUAGUGGUCAAAGUCCCAACUCUAGCCCAGUAGAGACUGUAGCGGAGGAGGGUUCGCAGAAGUCUAUAUCCAGGUCCAUUCGUGGGACAAUGGCUAGUAGCUGUGAAGUAUUUGAAGACUGUGCCACAGCAUCAUCUGUCAUUGAAUCUGCCAUUGGUCUUCUGAAGAACUGUCUGUCUCUCAUGCCACCAGCUGAGAGGAAUCCUGCUUCUCUGGCCUGCCAUGAGCAUUUUGUUUGGGUGAGCAAGUGGGUGGACUAUUCCAACAAGUAUGGUUUUGGCUAUCAGCUCUCCAACCAUAGCAUUGGAGUCCUCUUCAACGAUGGAACUCAUAUGGCCCUCUCUGCCAACUGGAAGAAAGUGCAUUACAACCUGACAAACAGCAAGCAUUUCUCUUUCCCGGCAUCAGCUGCUCCUGAACAGCUACAAGGACAGAUGGGUGUCCUGCAGUACUUCGCCUCAUACAUGGAACAGCAUCUCAUGAAGGGAGGAGACUUACCCAGCAUAGAUGAAACUGGGCAGUUCCCGCUGCUGCUUCUACAGUGGGUGAAGACUAAUCAGGCCUUACUGAUGCUUUUUAGCAAUGGAACAUUUCAGGUGAACUUCUAUAAUGAUCAUACCAAGGUGAUCUUUAGCAAACCUGACCACACCUGCCUCCUCACCUACAUAAAUCGUGACAGGAAUUCCUACACCUACAAGCUCAGCAGCAUUGCAGAGCUUGGCUGCUCACCAGAGCUUCAGCGACGGCUCAAAUAUAUCCUCAAGCUGCUUCAACAGCGAGCGGAUGUAUAAGACUACAGGGUAGACUCUGGUAUGCUUGGACCUUCUGUUCUUCCAAGAACUGUAAUGUUAACAAUACAAGAGGUGCCAAUUCUAAGACACCAGAUUCCAGAAUUCUUUCUUGGUGGAUGCCUUUCUAGAAGGGAAAACUUCAAAACCAAAACCGUGCACACAUUGUGCCAAGCCGCUCUUCAACACCCAUCAACUUCUGAAUGCCUACCCUCUACUGCCUCUUUUUUUUAAAAAAAACAAAAGGGAUUUUGUCACUUGCUUUGACAUGAGUGCUCCAGUCCAUGCUAGAGAGAAGGUGUGGAGAUAAAUGCCUCUAAGUUUUACUCCUGUGUGGCCAUUGCACAGUUGGUUAUGCACAUUGGGUCAUGUGGGAUGGGUAGGAAUCUGUGAUCCAUACACCCUUUGGGGAACAAGUACUAAGGGCAAGUAGGGGGAAAAAUAACUUUUUUUUUUAAAUUAAAGUUGGUUUCUGGGUUUUGGCCAGUGCUAAUGCAAAAUCUGCUGUGGAACACGGCAUCCCAGAGCCUGAUGGGUAGAGGGCAUGGAGUUCAGUCCAUGAAUUCAGGCUUAAUUGAGUAGUUUCAGUUGUGAGACGUUUCAGGCUCUUGCAACACUACCACUGGCUACCCAUGGACUGCAGCUUGUUGCUUGGAGUUGCAUCACUUGCCCAAUCCUUGGCUGGUUCUAACUCAUGAACCAAACAAGAGAGCUGUAAAUUGGGAGUGGCUUCUUGGCUAAGAAGGAGAGCCUGUGCAACGAAAACAGAUACAGCAUAGGUGACUUCUGCCAGAGAACCAGGCAAAUUGCUUCCCUGCUUUAGUCAUAAUAUAGCUACAGCAAUUCUUGCGGGGGACUGUUGUUGGCUGAAGUGCUAGCUGGUGCUCUUUUCGAGCUGGUAGGGAAGAACUGCAACAAAUUUGGCAGGAACAAGGGUAGGAUGUCUGACUCUUCAGCCUUAAAUAAGGGUCAAUUCAGGCUUCAGGUGUUGCUGCUAAGCACUUGAAGCUGCGAAGGUACAUGUGGGAUAAUGGAACUAGUACACUAAUUAGGCAAAUGGGACUCCCUUUUUUCUUUUUGCUGAGACUGUGAACACCCUGUUUGUCUCAGUUUCUCGGCUGCUUUCACUCCAAAAGGCAGCAGAGGGAUUCUAUACAUUGCUAUGGUACAGACUUGAACAGCUUUAGUGAAAGCUGCCUGUUUUGUGUUUUGAAUUUGACAAGACUGUUUGUUCAGCUAUGGAGCCUAAAUGGUGUGAGCAUCCUAAGAUUUAUUUAUGUAUUUAUAUGAACUAUUUAUUUUGCACCUGUGUCCUGUCAAUCAUGCACACCACGCCUCCCAAAACCCAGCAGCUUGAUUACAAUAAAACUCAUUUUUAUUAAAAGCAAAAGAGCAAU
Rhineura floridana is the source of this 3486-nucleotide messenger RNA. It is a transcript of the gene PLK3, whose product is annotated as polo like kinase 3. The transcript is spliced from 15 exons. Gene Ontology annotation, molecular function: protein serine/threonine kinase activity; ATP binding; protein binding. Gene Ontology annotation, biological process: protein phosphorylation; regulation of cytokinesis; DNA damage response. Bases 119 to 2092 code for a protein of 657 amino acids. Gene Ontology annotation, cellular component: cytoplasm; nucleus; centrosome. The record is from RefSeq and is a predicted model, not a curated record. NCBI's taxonomy places the organism in Eukaryota, Metazoa, Chordata, Lepidosauria, Squamata, Rhineuridae.